Messenger RNA from Pestalotiopsis fici W106-1, 1233 nucleotides. RefSeq lists its product as uncharacterized. The record is from RefSeq and is a predicted model, not a curated record. The coding region runs from base 1 to 1233 and encodes 410 amino acids. Lineage: Eukaryota; Fungi; Ascomycota; Sordariomycetes; Amphisphaeriales; Sporocadaceae. Gene Ontology annotation, cellular component: COP9 signalosome. The transcript is spliced from 2 exons. Gene Ontology annotation, biological process: protein deneddylation. Gene Ontology annotation, molecular function: metallopeptidase activity; protein binding.
AUGGACAACCCUCUAAUCUCGUCCCAGAAGUCCUCGGACUCGGGACUCCAGGCAGUUCUUCACCCUCUCGUUCUUCUGACCAUCUCCGAUUACAUCACCCGCUACACCCUGCGAGAGCAAAAGGGCGUGAUUGCCGGCGCUUUACUGGGACAGCAGAACGGCCGCGAAGUCACAAUCGAGCAUGCCUUUGAGUGCGCCACAAAGGCCGAAGAUGGAAACAUUGUGCUGGAUGGCCACUGGUUUGCCCAGAGACUGGAUCAGAUGCGCACCAUACACAAGUCACCUCAAUUAGACCUUGUGGGUUGGUACACACUACUGCCCAGGACUGGCCCGACCCCAUCCAUUCUCCCGAUUCACAGCUGGCUCCUCUCGGAACACAACGAGUCGUCGUUGCUGCUGGCCUUCCACCCGGAAGAGGCCGUCGACCAAUCGGCAGGUAGCAGACUACCUCUGACCAUUUACGAGAGCAAUUACGAAGUGGACGAACCCAAGGCGGACCACAACAGCGAAGACAAGGAGAUGAAGGACAGCGAUGCGCCUCUCAAGCUCAAGUUCCGAGAGCUGCCAUACUCUGUGGAGUCCGGUGAAGCUGAGAUGAUCAGCAUGGACUUCAUUGCUCAAGGUGCCGGCAAUGCGACCCUAGUCAAGCCAAAGGAGCCGGCAAAGACUGGAAGGGUGCUACAAGAAGUUGAGGGCAAGGGCAAAGAGAAGGUGGAGAAGGUGGAGGAUGACAAGCAGCAAGAAGACAGCACACCUGUCCCGGAUGAGCACGUACUGUCCCGGGAAGAAGAAGAACUUAUUGGGUCCCUCACAACCAAGGCCAAUGCCAUCAAGAUGCUACAAGCUCGCAUAAAGCUUCUCAUCACCUACCUCGAGCGACUGCCACCAUCUUCAAUCUCGGGCUCCCAGACGCCGUCAGCCGCCGAGCAACAGGCAGACGCUCACACGAUGCCGUCGCAUACCAUCCUCAGAUCUAUCCAGGCUUUGGUGAACCGGCUCGCACUCCUAGUACCCUCUGCCACAGAGGCUUUCCAGCAGGAACUGCUUAGUGAAGCUAACGAUGUACAUCUCGUGACUCUGCUCAAUGAUGUCAUGCAAAGUGCUAUUGGCAUUCGUGACAUUGGCAAGAAGCAUCAUGCUGUGGAAUCUGCCAAGAAGCAGACACGGAACUUGAUGCAGCAGGUCAACCUCGAUGGCGGACACAUGGCAGCAGCUGGAAUGGUUGACUUCUAG